This is a messenger RNA of Dunckerocampus dactyliophorus (ringed pipefish), 3019 nucleotides long. It is a transcript of the gene icmt, whose product is annotated as isoprenylcysteine carboxyl methyltransferase. Gene Ontology annotation, molecular function: protein C-terminal S-isoprenylcysteine carboxyl O-methyltransferase activity. Gene Ontology annotation, cellular component: membrane; endoplasmic reticulum. Gene Ontology annotation, biological process: C-terminal protein methylation. The coding region runs from base 8 to 883 and encodes 291 amino acids. NCBI's taxonomy places the organism in Eukaryota, Metazoa, Chordata, Actinopteri, Syngnathiformes, Syngnathidae. The record is from RefSeq and is a predicted model, not a curated record. The transcript has 5 exons.
UUCCAUCAUGGCAGGCAGUAAGUUGGUACUGGAAGGUAGAGUAAGUGUAAGGAGCUUCCUUCUAGGUCUCAGCGUGGUCAUAAUUCCGUUGAUAAGAUCCUUCUACGGGCAUCUCGACUGGGUCUUUGACUACCUGACGGAAACUCGUGGAAAAAUAGCUAUUUGUUUGCAUAUUGCCAUUGUCAAUGGCCUCCUCUUAGUAAUAUGCAGGGGACCUCUGUACAAGGUUGCUGUGAGAGCCUGCUUUUUAGGAGUUACCUUUGGUUGUGGUUUAAUUAUAAGUUGCACUGAAACCACUUGGACACAUUUCGGCUGGUAUAUGUGCUCCUUGGCAUUCUUCCAUUACUCAGAGUACCUGGUGACAGCCAUCAUUAACCCUCGCAGCCUGUCGCUGGACUCGUUCCUGCUCAACCACAGUGUGGAGUACUCACUGGCAGCUGUCUCGUCAUGGCUCGAGUUCACUGUGGAAAUGUUAACCUUUCCAGAGCUGAAGAAGCUGAACUGGUUGAGCGUCAUGGGUCUGCUAAUGGUGCUGUGUGGCGACGGUCUACGGAAGGCGGCCAUGCUGACGGCCGGCUCCAACUUCAACCACAUUGUCCAGAAUGAAAAGGCCUUUAGUCACGUGCUGGUCACCAGUGGGGUAUAUGCUUUCUUCAGACACCCCUCCUAUGUGGGCUGGUUCUACUGGAGCAUAGGAACACAGGUCAUGCUGUGUAACCCAAUAUGUACACUGGGCUACACAAUAGCCAGCUGGAGGUUCUUUCGGGAGCGGAUCGAGGAGGAGGAGAUUUCCCUCAUCAAUUUCUUUGCUGAGGACUAUGUGGAGUACAAAAAGAGGGUUCCCACUGGGCUUCCCUUCAUCUCAGGCAUCCGCGUCAACUAGGCCCAGGAGCACAACUGUUGAGUGGACUUGACUCCAAAGCAGGCCAGACCUGGUGUCAGCGUGGUCACAAAUCCUUCUGUGGGCUGGACUCACUUGCUCGCGAAGACCACAGCAGCGGGCACGAUGGCAAGCAAAGUGGACUGCUUUUACUUGACCAAACUGUACAAUCCAGCCAGAGACCAAAAUCUUUCACCAUCUUUGCGUGUAUUCUCGUAGCACUUGUUUGCAGUUUUGUUUGCAUGCUUGGACCAUGCUAGGUGCUGCUUUCUUGAACAAUUAGCAGGUGUCAGAAGAGAGUGAAUGGCAGCUGUAUAGUAGAGGGGUUUCGCUUUGCACAGGGACAUGACAUGUCCAGCAGCAUUUUGAGGAAACGCAAGUAUAAGCCUGGGUGUCUGCAAAAAAAAAAAAAAAAAAAGGAUUCCAUAUCGGUAUUAAAUAUAUUUAAUAAUAUAUCAAAAUGAUCUAGAACAGUCUUUUGGUGUGAGAUAAAUAAUCCAAGACUGGUUACAUUGGGCUAGAGUACAACAUAUGCGAGUCACUAGUCCAUCACAGGUCUGCAACUUUAAAUUGUCUGUAAAAUAGUUGCUCAAGCAUCAAGGCAGAUAGCGAUUGGACUAUUUCAUUACCACAGUCCCACCUGUCUCAUUUCCACAAAAAGUGGAUGUGAUGCUGUUACUACCUCCUGUAGCCAGCUCAUCGACGUAACAUUCUUUUAUGGUUCCAUGUGUCAGUGCGGUUUAUACAGAGCAGCAAAUUGUAACAUUAUCUGCCGGGAAGGGCUGUAGUGUAUUCAAGGGGCUAUACAGCAACAUGACAGUUCUCUCCAAUGCACACAGUCAGUGAGGAACCUUAACACAUAUACAGUGGAUCCCCGCACAUUCGCGAUUCAGUAUUCAUGGCCUCACAAAUUUGCAAUUUUUUUUCUGUGUGGAAAACACAUCUCAUUCGCCAUAAGUCGCUAAUAAUAUAUUAAUACAGGUAAAAUACACAGCAUACAUGUGCCACUGUUAAAAAAGAAAAAAAGCCCAGAAUUUUUACAUUUAUGGCUUUAUGCUUCGCUAAUAAUGUUUUUUCAUGAAGCUUUUAGAUUUCACACUAUUCAGCAGUCCAUCUUACUUGCUGUGAGAUGCAAAAGUGAAAAUGAUACAUACCUUCAACACUGUGACUCCAAUUCCAUCUAUUCUUCAAUCAUCUUAUUGUAUCAUUCAUUAGUGGGGAGUACCAUUAUAUUUUAUAAUGUCAAAUGUGUUUAAUAAGUGAGUACAGCCGGAGAACAUCAACGUCAAGCGAAUAUAAGAGGUAGGGAUAGGAGUGAGCCGUGUGUCCAAUAUACAUUUUUAUUUCAAUUACUUGUGGAUUUUCACCAAUCGCUGGUGGUUCCGGGGCGUAGGGUAACCAUUGUGAAAAGCUGGGAUCCACUGUGUGUGUGUGUGUGUGUGUGUGUAUCUGCAGGCAAGAGAAUAGAAAGCACAACCAUGGUGACAAAAUUCCAACACAGGAAGGCAUCAAAGCAGCAGGGCCCAAAUGACUACCUUAUGCUCUGCAGUGACUAUGCUUACCACUGCCCUCUUAUUUACAGUACUGUUUUUUUUUGGGGGGGGGGGGGUUAUUAAAAAAAAAAGAACUUAAAUCUAGACUUCUCAUAUGUAGCAGCGUUUACAAGAUCUUGGAUUAUACUACUUUUUGCACUGAUUGUUUGCACUCAUGAUGUUGUCUUUAUACCAAGCAGGGUUGUUGAAGUAGAUGAUAACUGCAUUGAAACGAGUCAGGAGGUCAGUGACUGAAUGGACUGUAAAUUCGAAUCAAGCACUGCAGGUGGAAUCCAUUUGAUCAUCCUUGCUCAGGCUAAAAAAAACAUCACACUUUCCACAGUGGCUUGGAAUAAAUUGUCUUUGAAUUUAUUUUUUUUUUUAGCCUCACCAAGUGAUUCUUUAUUUUCAUUUAUUUAGUUUUAUUUGUGUGCACUAAUUGUGUUAUUAAAUUUGAAGUUUUAGUUGGAGUCAUGCAAUUUAUUUACAUAAAUUCCAGUUGUUUUGGAAGUUUUGUCAUUCAUAGUGGCACUUUUUGACCUGAAUUUGUGUGAAACUGUCAGUGUAAUUAAUAAUUACAAUAAUGUAAUUAACAAAUUAAAAUAAA